AUGGCAAAAUUCUUAGCGACCGUCAAAGCGAUCAUCACACGACUGGUUUUCGCCUCGCACGGUUUCAUAGCCAUCUGGCAAGUGACCACGUUCAAGAAGAAUCCUCUCUUCUGGUACCUCAGCUGUCCAAUCCUGCUGCUGUUCUUCGAGGGCAUCUUCACGCUCACCAUAAAGGAGAACCAAGAAUGGAAAUGGUUCUGCCCUUCGGUGUUCCUCUACCUGAGUAGCGUGGUACCAGCGAUAUGGCUUUUGGAGCUGGACAAGGUCGACAGGAGGCUGAAAGCUUUCGAGACCAAUGCCAACAUAUCAGAGAACCUAGACUUAACAAACCUGGCGGCGGAGGAUUUGAAGAACUUGGAGAAAGCUUUGGGCGUGAACAUACACCUACCAGACAUCCAGAUAUCGACGGAAACUUGGGUGACCUUGAUAGAGCAGUUUCUGAUGUUGAUCCUGAUCAUUGGAAGAUGGAUGUUACCAAAGGGCGAACUGACACGUGACCAGCUGAGUCAAUUGCUGUUGGUUUACAUUGGAACAGCAGCUGAUAUUAUAGAGUUCUUCGAUUCCUUCAAAGAAGACAGGAUAGCGCGGGAGCCUGUGUUGGUUUACUUGACUCUGGGCAUCUGGGCAUGGUCCUUGAUGCAGUUCACGGUCGUUCUGACCGCCACCAAGUCCAGAAAAUCUCGCCUGUCAUCGGGGAACGCUGUAAAAAAGAGGGUUCAGACUGAGACCAGUUGCUGUAGCAUAGACGUCUGGGGGAUUGCUUUGAAUAUGCUUCUCCAGGAUGGUCCGUUUCUUGCCUUUCGACUGAUCCUGAUCACCCACUACCGUAUAGUCAGCUACAUGAACAUUUUCUUCACCUGCAAGAACACUCUGGUAAUACUGCUGCAGCUCUACAGGCUGUACGUGGUGCAAACGGAGAACAAAAGCAAGAAAAAGAAGCCAGAGGUGGCUAACAUUAGCAUCAUAUCGAGGGGAGACGUGUAUAAGGAUGUCAGGAGUAGAAAAAUGUGCGAGGAGAGAAAGAAGAAGAGGAGGAGGGACAAGGAUGUGGAGGCUCACUAUUCGGAGAGUGAGGAGACCACAGAGGAAACUGACAAAUUUGAUUCCUCCCCUAGAAACACUGGUCGUUCCAAACGGAAGGCCAGACAGGACACCGGGUACUCCACAUCCAGUUCGCGCAACUCUGGCAGGCACAGUAAAUCUCAGAAGAGCAAAAGAUCUUCACGCAGAGAGGAGGCCAAGCACGAAGCUACCUCUGAUGAUGAGAGACGCAAGAGGAAACUUGACAGGAAGUCAUCAGAGAAAGGCGACAAGAAGUAUUCUGACAGUGGCAAGUCCAAGGCCAGGAACGAUGAUUCCAGCAAGAGUUCCAGUAAAAGCAGGAAGACCAAGGAAGACAGUGAGGACGAGUCCACGACUGAAGAGGUGGCAGAUAAGACUAUUAGUGAGGGUAGUGAAACAGAAUCUGAAGAAAAGAGGUAUGCCCACAGGAAACGAAGACAGAACAGGGACUGA
This is a messenger RNA of Dufourea novaeangliae, 1515 nucleotides long. Its product is annotated as transmembrane protein 26. Bases 1 to 1515 code for a protein of 504 amino acids. Lineage: Eukaryota; Metazoa; Arthropoda; Insecta; Hymenoptera; Halictidae. The transcript is spliced from 6 exons. The record is from RefSeq and is a predicted model, not a curated record.